Messenger RNA from Triplophysa rosa, 1137 nucleotides. Its product is annotated as zinc finger BED domain-containing protein 4-like. The transcript has 4 exons. NCBI's taxonomy places the organism in Eukaryota, Metazoa, Chordata, Actinopteri, Cypriniformes, Nemacheilidae. The coding region runs from base 90 to 689 and encodes 199 amino acids. The record is from RefSeq and is a predicted model, not a curated record.
UGGAUUGACUCAAGUUUUGAUUUACGCCAUGCGACCCUACAUGUCCAGGAAUUUCGCGGAUCGCACACCGCAGAGCGCACCAGCAAUCGAUGGAAAAGAUGCUAAACAACUGGAGAAUUGACAAGCAACGGGUCCACGUAAUUUUGCGUGACAACACGGCAAAUAUGAAGAAAGCUAUGAGGGAUAUGGGGGUGCCGAGUGUGGGCUGUGUCGCCCAUUCCUGUCAACUCUGUGUGCAUGAGGGCCUGCUGUCUCAGCGCAGCGUGACAGAGACCCUGGCCAACGCAAGGAAGAUUGUAGGCCAUUUUAAACACUCCCCGUUGGCCUACUCUCAACUAGAAGACAUACAGAUGGACCUAAAUAUGGAUAUCAAGCGCCCACAGCAAGAUGUACAGACACGAUGGAACAGCAGCCUCUACAUGCUGCAGAGCCUACUGCAACAAAAACGUGCUCUUAGUGUCUUUGCAGCUGAGCGCACUCUACCAGCAACACUGACAGCUCACCAGUGGGAGCUGAUGAAUAAGACUGCUGAUGUGCUAUCCCCCUUUGAAGAGCUGACCAGGGAUGUGAGCAGGGAGACUGCAACUGCAGCUGAUGUGAUCCCUGCCAUAACAGUCCUCAGACGUGUUCUGUCUCGGGAGGAAGAUGAUGACCAGGGAAUAAAAACAAUGAAGAGGACUCUGCUGUAGGCAGUGGAGAAGCGCUUUGCUGAUGUUGAAACUGAGCCACUCUUCUACAUCGCCACUCUUCUAGAUCCCAGAUAAAAAGAUGGCUUUUUCACAAAGUCAGCCAACCUGUUGCUUGCAAAGGAACACCUUAUACAGGAGGUGGCAAAGACAGAGGGGAGGAGGGCUGUCAGUGCAGUGCCAGAGGAAAAUGAGGCUGCAGCAGAGCCAGUGAGCAAGGCACCACAUCAUGACGCAUGUAGCAGCCUGGACAUUGCCUUUGAGGAAAUCUUACAAGAGAGGCAGUCUCAGGGACGGUCCGUGAGUACCACAUCAGCAGAAACUCAAGUGCAGACCUACCUCUCAGAAAAAAACACCCCUAAGAAAAGCGACCCACUUCAGUACUGGAAUGAACAUGCUAAUCAGUUUCCUUCUAUGGCUGCUGUUGCAACCCAGUAUCUCAGGGUGCGUU